AUGGGCCCCUUCCCUCCAUCCUUUGGAAACACAUACAUCUUAGUUGCUGUUGACUACAUGUCUAGGUGGGCCGAGGUGCAAUCUUUGCCCACUAAUGAUGCUAGACGUGUUUGUGGAUUUUUGAAGCAGCUAUUCUCCCGAUUCGGGACACAUACAACCAUCAUAAGCGAUCGAGGUACCCAUUUCCAGGGCCAGUUUUAUAAUUUAUUGUCUCGCUAUGAUGUUACUCAUAAGGUGUCUGUGGCCUAUCACCCUCAAACAAGUGGCCAGGCCGAGCUGACGAACCGGGAGCUCAAGCGUAUCCUGGAGAAAAUGGUGGAUCAGUCCCGCAAGGAUUGGUCCACCAAGCUCGAUGAUGCUCUCUGGGCAUACCGCAUUGCCUACAAGACACCCAUUGGUACUUCACCGUACCGGCUUGUCUAUGGAAAGGCAUGUCAUUUACCUGUGGAGCUAGAGCACAAGGCCUUUUGGGCCCUUAAGCUGCUCAACUUGGAUGUUAGUGUUGCAGGUGUUGAAGGCAAAAUGCAGAUGUUGGAGCUGGAGGAAUGGCGUUAUCACGCCUAUGAGAAUACCAAGUUGUACAAGGAGCGCACUAAGCGCCUGCACGAUGCACGGUUGCGGGGUCCGAAGGAGUUUCAGGUUGGUGAUCGAGUUCUCCUCUAUAACUCUCACCUGAAGCUCUUUCCCGGAAAGCUCCGCUCCUGGUGGUCUGGACCGUUCACGGUCACACAGGUGUUCCCGUAUGCCACGAUUGAAAUUGCGAACCCGCAAACUGAACCGUUUAAAGUGAACGACCAUCGUCUCAAGCUCUACCUGGGAGACGAGGUCGAACGAGCGGAGUCGGUGGUGGACCUCGCGGACCCUUAG
Molecule: messenger RNA, 867 nt
Organism: Linum trigynum
Lineage: Eukaryota; Viridiplantae; Streptophyta; Magnoliopsida; Malpighiales; Linaceae
Source: the annotation of a GenBank genome assembly